Molecule: messenger RNA, 3690 nt
Organism: Solea solea (common sole)
Lineage: Eukaryota; Metazoa; Chordata; Actinopteri; Pleuronectiformes; Soleidae
Gene: pknox2
Product: pbx/knotted 1 homeobox 2
Exons: 12
Coding region: 189-1640 (483 amino acids)
Biological process (GO): positive regulation of interleukin-1 production; regulation of transcription by RNA polymerase II; monoatomic cation transport
Molecular function (GO): RNA polymerase II cis-regulatory region sequence-specific DNA binding; DNA-binding transcription factor activity, RNA polymerase II-specific; channel activity
Source: RefSeq, a predicted model, not a curated record
CGUGGCUGACGUCACCGGCUGUGUGGAGGAGUAUAGGCUGUGCUGUCAGCCCAGUGUCAGUCUGAUGAAGAUUGGCAUGCAGGUUUGGUGCGGAGAGGCGGAUACUGGGCAACGGAGUAGACGACAACACCGAGGGGCUGCUGCAGUGCUGUGGGCAAGCUAACAUCUCAAUGUGAAGCAAUCCCAUUAUGCAACAUGCAUCCCCAGCACCUGCAGUGACAAUGAUGGCCACCCAGAGUGUUCAUCCUCCAUCGUACCAGGAGAGCCAACAGAUGACGGGCACCACUCAGCAAAACGCCAAGACCCCACAGGUCCACAUCCCAGCAGCCACUGCAGCAGGAAAUACCUCUGUCAGUGCGACCCUUGACCCUCAGGCCCAGCUGGAGUCUGACAAGAGAGCCGUUUACAGACAUCCACUGUUCCCCCUGCUGGCGUUGUUGUUUGAGAAAUGUGAGCAGGCGACACAGGGCUCUGAAUGCAUCACGUCUGCCAGCUUUGAUGUGGACAUCGAGAACUUUGUGCACCAGCAGGAGCGAGAACACAAGCCCUUCUUCAGCGAAGACCCAGAGCUGGACAACUUGAUGGUGAAGGCCAUUCAGGUGUUGAGGAUCCACCUCCUGGAAUUAGAGAAGGUCAACGAGCUCUGCAAGGAUUUCUGCAACCGCUACAUCACCUGCCUGAAGACCAAGAUGCACAGCGACAACCUUCUGCGUAACGACCUGGGAGGACCCUAUUCUCCGACGCACACCAGUCUCAGCAUGCAGCAGGAACUAAUUCAGACCUCCUCUCCAUCCAUGACCUCUGUCUCCAGCUCUGUUAACCCCUCAGGGAUUGUGGUGCCCGCCGGGGGUCUGCAACAAGGCAACGUCGCCAUGACUACCAUCAACUCUCAAGUAGUUUCGGGUGGGACCCUGUACCAGCCGGUUGCCAUGGUGACAUCACAAGGGCAAGUGUUAACGCAGGCGCUGCCGCCGGGAACCAUCCAGAUUCAGAACUCACAGGUAAACCUGGACCUGUCAUCUCUGUUGGACAGUGAAGACAAGAAGUCCAAAAAUAAGAGGGGGGUCCUGCCCAAGCAUGCCACCAACAUCAUGCGCUCCUGGCUCUUUCAGCAUCUCAUGCACCCGUACCCGACAGAAGACGAGAAAAGACAGAUCGCCGGACAGACAAAUCUAACCCUUUUGCAAGUGAACAACUGGUUCAUCAACGCUCGCCGGCGCAUCCUCCAGCCGAUGCUGGACGCCAGUAACCCGGACCCGUCUCCCAAAGCCAAGAAGAUGAAGUCCCAGCACCGUCCCACGCAGCGCUUCUGGCCCGACUCCAUCGUGGCGGGCGUCCUCCAGACGCACAGAUCUCAAACGGGCAACUCUGACAACCCACUGAGUAUGGACAGCCUUCAGUCCCUGUCCUCAGACUCGGCCACCCUGGCCAUGCAGCAGGCCAUGCUGGGCGCCGACGACUCCAUGGACGGCACCGAGGAGGACGACGAGGAAGAGGAGGAGGAGGAGGAGGAGGAGGGGAUGGAGGAGGACGACGAGGAGGACGACGGGGAGGAGGACGACGACCGAGGGAGGCAGAUGUCCGGCGGGGGACGUGCGAGGAGGGAGCUGAGCAUGGAGCACAGUGAGGAACUGGAGUAGAGGGGUCAAAGGGGGGGAGUGCGUACUUACUAUGGCCACAGUUGUUCCAAUCCAGGAAAACUCUAAUGCUUACGUGAUUCUUUCAAGCGUUCAAAGGGCGAACUAUGACUCUUCUGCAGAGCGUCAAAAACCCACACACAACGAUCAUGAAUAUAGAGAAUGAAUAUUAGUUUAACAAUGUGCUGUUUCUUUCUUUUUUUUUUUUUUUGUAUGUUCUCAUGCAGUGAGUGCCACAAAUGUUUGAGUGAUGACACUUUUUUUUUUUUCUUGUUGGUAUUUUAUAGCCAACCUGGUUGCCAGGAUCACACGUUGCCAAUGUUUCUAACUCAUCUUGUGUUUUCAGAACCAAAAUGAAGUCAUUUGUCCACUACAAAAAAACGUUUGAGCCGCUUGUGAUGAACAAGGGGGGCGACGUUAACCUUUCUCCUGCUUAUAAGCGUGGUUUCGGUCCCAAAGUGGAGCUCAGUCCAACAUCGGUGAUACUGGUAUGCAUAUAAUGCUAGUAAAUUGAAUUAUGUUCGAAUUUCAUUACAUGGUCUAAGCAGCUUUGUUUUAUUUUUUUUGCAUAUGACAAUAAACUUCUUGUAUCUUGCAUCGAUUGGCAAACUCAUAUUGUGCACCUGCCGACUCCUGCUUCACAGCGAGGCACGUCGCGAGCCCGCCUCCGCCGCGGCACCUGCUCUCGCUGCUGUAUCUGAUCUGAAUUAAUGUCAAAGUGUUGUCGGCGAGUGCUGCCCCCGCGAGUCCUCGUGGAUUACGUAUGUGCCAGGCCAGAGCCGUGCCAGACGCAACUGAUUGCAAUCAUCAAAUGUAUAAAAUCACAUUUUGCCACAAAGGUCAUCGUCCUGACUGAAAUGUGGUUAGGUUAUGGCACAAAAAGGUAUCUCGUUAGCGCUCGGGGGGGGUAUGACAGUGGAUUAUUAAUAACGAAGGGUUUCGUAUUGCUCAGAGGGAUAAAUCUCCAGAUAAAUAAAUAAGAAAGGACGUAGUCAUGCAGCAGGUACAGUCCGGUAGUCAACAACAUACAGUGUAUAAUUAUGCUGAGAAGGUUUAUUUUUACAACUUUCUGUUGACGCACUUUAUAUUUGACUCCAACUCGGCAAGACCCCCAGCUUUUACGGACUUUGUUAACCUGGCGUCCUCAUCCGACGCGUGUUUACCUUUAAAACCUCAAUGUAUACCUUGUAACAGCCAUAAAUAAACUUCAAUUUCAUCCCUCUAAUCCACAGUGAAGUGUGGACGGUACAAAAUAUUGCACUCGAGGCACAUGGUUAAUGAGAAGAGCCGUUUUGACUGUCACAGUUCUACAGUUUAAACUUGAUUUAAAUGUGAGCUGAGCCCCCGUAUUGUUCACGUGUCAUUUCACUUUCAAAAAUAAAAGCGAGUCUCACACACACACACACACACAAGCAAGCGCACAAAAAAAGAAGAAGCAUAAAAGCUGUGCAUGCAACCGCAGGAGUGACUGUGUGUUUGGGAGAACAUCAUUUGCACCUUCUGACUGACUCCUAGUUUCUCAGGUUAAAUAACGCUCACACGACGUGUUUCUUCGUCUCUCGUGAGGGGAAACGCGUCGACACUCUGCUCCGGCAAAAGUUUUCAGGCAUGAUUUUAGAAAUCCUUUUUUUUCUCUUUGAAAGCGAAACAAAAGAAAACAAAAAAAAAAGAAUGCAAAACAAACACGUAGUUAAGUGGUGUACUCUGACUGCACAUUAUAGUAUGUAUAUCGGAUUUUUCCAUAUGUUUGCAUUCUGAUAAUGAACGUUUGCAUAUUUAUUCUGUUUUUUUUUUUGUUGUUUUUGUUUGUUUGUUUGUUUUUUUUCCUGCGUGACCGAAAAGGAACAACAUGACGAUGACAGUUUUUGCAGACUUUGGCAGCAGAGGCUGUUGGAGUGGCUGCAUGGUGGCUGCACAAACACUCAACUUCAACCGUCAACUGUCAGAAGUGCUUGUGUGUUGUUGUUUUUUUUUUGUGACCCUGGGCGAUUCUGUCGCAAAAUAAGAGCAUGACAAGCCUCGCCAGUCACCCCACAUACGCCCCCCCCCCCCC